Messenger RNA from Talpa occidentalis (Iberian mole), 3933 nucleotides. It is a transcript of the gene SAMD4B, whose product is annotated as sterile alpha motif domain containing 4B. NCBI's taxonomy places the organism in Eukaryota, Metazoa, Chordata, Mammalia, Eulipotyphla, Talpidae. Gene Ontology annotation, molecular function: mRNA binding; translation repressor activity; protein binding. The coding region runs from base 71 to 2572 and encodes 833 amino acids. Gene Ontology annotation, cellular component: P-body. The transcript has 13 exons. Gene Ontology annotation, biological process: negative regulation of translation; nuclear-transcribed mRNA poly(A) tail shortening; regulation of mRNA stability. The record is from RefSeq and is a predicted model, not a curated record.
CAGUAUGCUCUGGUCAGGCGUGUCAGGUGUGUCACUGAGGAUCUGAGAGGUGAGUCACAGCCAUUGUCUGAUGCACCUCAGGGCCUUCCUCAGCAGGAGCGUGGAAAUUCAGGGAGAUGGCAGUAGCUCCCUAAGACCUAAGCCCAGCCGGUUCAAUGGGUCUUUGUAUGGGGUUCUCAGUUCUCUUGGCAGCCAGAGGGGAAUGGAGCCAAAUGUGGUUUGGGGAUGGAGCCAAAGGCACUGGUCACAAGAGAGACAGACAGGGGAAAUGAGCCUGGAGAGGUGUGGCUGGACCAAGACCUCCCCCCGAUGUGAGCAGGUUUCCUCCUCUUCACCACGCUACGGAGCAUCUUCAAGCCCUGGCCUUCAGGGGAGAGGUAACAGGAGCUCAGAGCCGAGACCAUGUGACGGCGCUGGCCCUCGCCACCGCCGUCCCCCCCACCCUGGCCCCAGGCCUGGCACCAUGAUGUUCCGAGACCAGGUGGGCAUCCUUGCUGGCUGGUUCAAGGGCUGGAAUGAGUGUGAGCAGACAGUGGCCCUGCUGUCGCUUCUGAAGCGAGUCACACGCACCCAGGCCCGCUUCCUGCAGCUCUGCCUGGAGCACUCGCUGGCAGACUGCAAUGACAUCCACCUGCUGGAGUCGGAGGCCAACAGUGCUGCCAUCGUCAGCCAGUGGCAGCAGGAGUCCAAAGAGAAGGUGGUGUCCCUGCUGCUGUCCCACCUGCCCCUCCUUCAGCCAGGCAACACAGAGGCCAAGUCGGAGUACAUGAGGCUGCUGCAGAAAGUGCUGGCCUACUCGAUUGAGAGCAACGCCUUCAUCGAGGAGAGCCGCCAGCUGCUCUCCUAUGCCCUCAUCCACCCAGCCACCACACUGGAGGACCGCAACGCACUGGCCCUCUGGCUGAGCCACCUGGAAGAGCGACUGGCUAGUGGCUUCCGCACCCGGCCCGAACCCACCUACCACUCUCGCCAGGGCUCAGAUGAAUGGGGGGGGCCUGCAGAGCUGGGCCCUGGAGAGGCAGGACCAGGCUGGCAGGACAAGCCACCCCGGGAAAAUGGACACGUGCCCUUCCACCCACCCAGCUCGGUGCCGCCAGCCAUCAACAGUAUUGGGAGCAACGCAAAUGCAGGUCUCCCCUGCCAAAUCCACCCCAGCCCGCUGAAGCGCUCCAUGUCGCUUAUCCCCACAAGCCCCCAGGCCCCUGGUGAAUGGCCGAGUCCAGAGGAGCUUGGGGCCAGGGCUGCUUUCACCACGCCCGACCACGCACCCCUCUCGCCCCAGAGUAGCGUGGCCUCCUCUGGCAGUGAGCAGACGGAGGAGCAGGGCUCCAGCCGAAACACUUUCCAAGAGGACGGCAGUGGCAUGAAAGAUGUCCCCACGUGGCUCAAGAGCCUCCGCUUACACAAGUAUGCAGCCCUCUUCUCACAGAUGAGCUAUGAAGAGAUGAUGACACUGACUGAGCAGCACCUGGAGUCUCAGAAUGUCACUAAAGGUGCCCGCCACAAGAUAGCCCUGAGCAUCCAGAAGCUGCGCGAGAGACAGAGCGUCCUGAAGUCCCUGGAGAAGGAUGUGCUGGAAGGCGGGAACCUGCGAAACGCGCUACAGGAGCUGCAGCAGAUCAUCAUCACCCCCAUCAAGGCCUACAGUGUCCUCCAGGCCACAGUGGCUGCCGCCGCCGCUGCCGCCGCCGCCGCCGCCACCUCCGCCUCUACUGCCAAGGAUGGGGGCUGUGGGGACCCAUCGCUGCCAGGUGCUGAACCUCCCCUGGCUCAUCCCAGCACAGAUAAGGGCACUGAGGCCAAGGACCCUCCAGCUGCAGAGAGCUACCCCCCUCCACCAGCUCCGGCUCCCACUGAUGGUAGUGAGCCUGCCCCAGCUCCCGUCGCGGACGGAGACAUCCCCAGCCAGUUUACACGGGUGAUGGGCAAAGUGUGCACCCAGCUGCUGGUGUCCCGACCGGACGAGGAGAACAUCACCAGUUACCUCCAGCUCAUCGAAAAGUGCCUGACUCAUGAGGCUUUCACGGAGACGCAGAAGAAACGGCUGCUGUCCUGGAAACAGCAAGUGCUAAAGCUCCUCCGAACCUUCCCGCGAAAAGCCGCACUAGAGAUGCAGAACUACCGGCAGCAGAAAGGCUGGGCAUUCGGCUCCAACUCCCUCCCCAUAGCUGGCUCUGUGGGGAUGGGGGUGGCCCGGCGGACCCAGCGGCAAUUCCCAAUGCCUCCCCGGGCCCUUCCGCCCAGCAGGAUGGGCCUUCUGAGCCCCUCGGGCAUUGGGGGCAUCUCCCCCCGACAUGCCCUCACCAGCCCCAGCCUUGGGGGCCAGGGCCGACAGAGCCUGUGGUUCGCCAACCCCGGAGGCAGCAACAGCAUGCCCAGCCAGAGCCGCAGCUCUGUCCAGCGCACCCACUCGCUCCCGGUCCACUCAUCACCCCAGGCCAUUCUCAUGUUCCCUCCAGACUGCCCGGUCCCUGGGCCUGACCUGGAGAUCAAUCCCACUCUGGAGUCUCUGUGUCUGAGCAUGACAGAACACGCCUUGGGUGAUGGGACAGACAAAACCUCCACCAUCUGACGGGACCCACAGCCCAGCGCACCCAUAGGCUCCCCCGGGCGGCGGGCGGGAGCCAACCCCCAACGGGCUUCUCCGCGACAGCGAGAGGGUGGGCUGGCUCAGCUAUACAUUCUAAUAUUUUUCUACUCUCUCACCCUUUUAACUUUUGUUUCACAUUGGCACACGCCUUGCUCACUCCCAGGCCCGUCGAGGGAUCUCUGCUGAGGCCCCGGGCAGUAGAGGGCAGUCAGGAUAAACGGGGCAGGGACCGGCCAGCCUGCUGCUCCCUCCUCUCCUCUUCCUCGUCCCCCACCUGACCCCAUCCCGCUCCCGCCGCCUCCAGCCCGCCGGUCACCUGCCCCUCCCAAGGGAGCAGCCUCCCCCAGAGACUCACUGACCCACUAUCUUGCGGGGCCUGCUCAGAACCAUCUGACAUUUGGGGAGAGAAUAAGCGUAGAUAACCUGCUCUCCUGAAUGUUAUUUGAGGCGCCGAGGAGAAAAAGGCAGAUGAGGAGAGGAGGUGCUGUCUCACCCCCCCACGCCCCCCCCCCUUCCCCGUUCCCAUCACUCCCUGAGGACAGGAGCCACCCUCUGGUCACUCACCUCCUUUUGCCCUGGUUAUUGGAGGUUCUCGACAAUUAAUUUCGUAGGCCUAUUUAAGAUACAUAUUUAUAUAGUUCUUAACGGUUUUCUCUGAUCAUUCCCUCUCAUUUUUAGAAUCCCCAGGCCUCUCUCUGAGCCAAGAAAGUGGCUGGGGGAGCCUGAAUUUUACAAGAGGAGAGGGCAGAGCCCCCUCCUCCAGAACCCCCUAGCCCUGCCCAACUUCCCCCCAGCCCUGGCUUCCGGGGUGGAAAGUGGGGAGUCAGGGUAGCCAGUGAGGUCAGGAAGUCUGUUGCCUUAACGUCCCCUUCCCCCACCAACACACACCUUUCUCCACUCCCAGGUCUGGUUGCUGAAAAGACUUGGGGGUAAGGAAUAGGGAAAGGGGAUUGUUUGGUUUUUGGUUUCUUUCCCCACACCCCUUUUCUUUGAACCUUUCCCCCAUUCUGUCAUGACCUCACUUAACAUGGAACAAACACUAUUAUCAUAACCCAGAGAUUUGUCUCAGUGCUAGAGUCAUACACCCUCUGGUCCCUGUUCCUGCUAAGGGGGGUUGUGCUGGGUCAGGUGGAAGGAGGGGAUUUGGGGGCUCGGGUGUAGGGAAGCUGGGACCCUAUUCCAACCCCUCUUCCCCCUCAACCCCCACCCCCGACAUUCUCAAGCUUUUCACACAGAAAGGAAAAAAAUGUUAUUUUUAGAUACAUUUUAUGAAUAACUUUUGUUAUGAAUAUGGCUGGUAACCAUUGUGUAUGUUAUUAAAAAUACAAAUUGUUGGGAAAAAA